Epinephelus lanceolatus (giant grouper) is the source of this 1202-nucleotide messenger RNA. It is a transcript of the gene copz1, whose product is annotated as COPI coat complex subunit zeta 1. Gene Ontology annotation, biological process: retrograde vesicle-mediated transport, Golgi to endoplasmic reticulum; intracellular protein transport; intra-Golgi vesicle-mediated transport. NCBI's taxonomy places the organism in Eukaryota, Metazoa, Chordata, Actinopteri, Perciformes, Serranidae. Gene Ontology annotation, cellular component: COPI vesicle coat. The record is from RefSeq and is a predicted model, not a curated record.
UGCACGCGCAACGUAGAGCCCAGCGUCAGCCAAUAGGAAAGAGCCUCAUUUACUGUACGUAUGACGUAGCUCGCUGCUAGCCUGCUAGCUGGUUUGCUAACAAGAAAGAAGAUGGAUUCUCCCAUACUGGAACCGUCCUUGUACACUGUCAAAGCAGUUCUGAUUCUGGACAACGAUGGAGACAGGCUUUAUGCCAAGUAUUAUGAUGACACAUAUCCGACAGUGAAGGAGCAGAAGGCAUUUGAGAAGAACAUAUUCAACAAAACACACAGGACGGACAGUGAGAUAGCGUUACUCGAGGGCCUUACAGUUGUCUACAAGAGCAACAUAGACCUCUUCUUUUAUGUGAUUGGAAGUUCCCAUGAAAAUGAGCUUAUGCUCAUGGCUGUUCUUAACUGCCUUUUUGAUUCGCUCAGUCAGAUGUUGAGGAAAAAUGUUGAGAGGAGGGCUUUGUUGGAGAAUAUGGAGGGACUCUUCCUGGCUGUGGAUGAAAUUGUAGAUGGAGGGGUGAUCCUGGAGAGUGACCCGCAGCAAGUUGUGCAUCGUGUGGCCCUUAGAGGGGAUGAUGUGCCUUUGACAGAGCAGACAGUCACCCAGGUUCUCCAGUCUGCCAAAGAACAGAUCAAGUGGUCGCUUCUACGAUAGAGUCACGCCCGCACCAGUCUGCCAGUGAGCCGCUGUUCAGCCCAGUCUUCGUGGCACUGAUCCGUAUACUCCUUUUUCCUCUGAUUUCCACUCCUUCAAUCAAAGCUGUGAGGAGUACCGCUGGGUGAUCCAGUCACACUCCCAGGACUACUGCUCGAUAACGUUUUAUUUUUUGUUUUCUUUAUUCUUCUCUUUCGCACUGUAUGACAUAAUCAUCACGAGGAUAAGAUAUGGUGUACAUUCCAGUAUCAUUACGUUAUCUGGGUGUUUAUUAAACCAGUGUAUCUGUUUAUGAAACAUUGAUAGACCUCAUCACAGCCUGUGGCAACAUUCCACGUGUCUCCUCAAACAAGAAUUUUGUCGUUUGACAGCACCCCGUCGUCUUACUGUACAAAGUAUUGAGACCCUUAUCAUUUAAUACACAUGAAUAUUGUGAUUACAAAGUGUACAGCCUGUACUGCAGUCAUGCCACUGAUCACAGAGGUAUGUUUUGAAUAUAUUUUGACCGGAGAUCUUCCAUUCAUCAGACACUUAUAAUAAAUGUUUGUUGACACUGA